AUGAGUGUGCUCAAAAAAGCAGAGGAAUAUGUUGAAUGUGUGGGAUUCAUCAUUACAUUCCCACGACCUUCUCAGGCAGAAUUAGUCGUGCCUUUACUAUACCAGCUUCGGAUAAUCAGGCUGUUGGCUGAUGUAAUCGAGGUGCAAGUGGAUGCGAUCAGCCAAGGUUCGAAAGUGCUAUUAGUGGACGAUCUGUUGGCAACGGGCGGAAGUCUGAGGGCAGCCGUUUCACUGAUUGAGAAAGCGGGUGGCGAUGUUGCAGAAGCAUUUACACUGAUCGAACUUGCCUAUUUGAGUCCGCGGAAGCAUAUCCCCGAGCAUAUUCCCAUCUAUUCGCUGAUCACAUUAACGGAAUGA
This is a messenger RNA of Gongylonema pulchrum, 357 nucleotides long. NCBI's taxonomy places the organism in Eukaryota, Metazoa, Nematoda, Chromadorea, Rhabditida, Gongylonematidae. The record is from the annotation of a GenBank genome assembly.